Cladocopium goreaui is the source of this 312-nucleotide messenger RNA. The record is from the annotation of a GenBank genome assembly. Lineage: Eukaryota; Dinophyceae; Suessiales; Symbiodiniaceae.
AUGGUGGUGCGGGUGGAUCGAGACUUCUGCAGGUGGCUGGAACACCAGGGUCUGCACGUCCUGGUCUUUGAUGCCUCGGCCCCUUCGGCUGGAGCUUCCGAGGAGCAGAUUGGUCUCAUCGGAGAGGUUCAUGUACCAUUGCUCCAACUGCUAUCGUCGCGCACUGCUCGGGUUCAGGGGAACUACCCGCUGCAUCGGCCGGGUACGCAAAGUCCUGUGGGCUACAUUGAGAUUGCCAUUGGAUGGCAGGACGAUCCCACCAGCGUCGUGGCGGGUGCAGGAGACGCGUUGGAGCCUCAAGGGACGGCGUGA